UCUCAACCCAUCGGCCCGUUUUCAGGGUCGGAUUAAUCAGAGUUGUACACUUGGGUGGACAACAUAAAAUGUCCAGUGAACCGCCGACUGUGAAUGAUGCAACGGUGAUCCACCGCCGCAGUUUGCUCGAGGCGGGAGGUCCGAGCAGGUACCCGUACCGCUGUGCAGCCGAGCAGAAUGACCUCAGGGCGAGGGCACGACCUCCAGGCUCUUCUAGCACCAGGCUGGAGCCUCAAGCUGCACCAGAUCCUGCACCGGAUGCAGCGCUGGUGGAUGACUGUGAGAGGCUGGGCACUCUGUUUGGAGAGCUGAAUAAGUGCCUACGAGGCAUAGGUUUCACUCAGCUCUACUUUGGAGAGAAGAUUGUAGAGCCUGUGGUGGUCCUGCUCUUUUGGGUGCUACUUUGGUUCCUCGGUAUCCAAGCCCUAGGGCUUGUGGGAACUCUCUGCAUUGUCAUCAUCUACAUCCAGAAGUAAAGGCCUAGGCAGGACAGGCAUACAGAUGCACAGGCUAACCAAGUGCCAGCCUUAGGGUAAUAGAGAGAAGGACAAGGAGAAAGAGAGUUAUUCUUUCUACCUUGCCCCACACGAACACAGAUCAGCUUGAUGAAUGUCUCUUGAGAGAAUUAUUGUGAAUGGUGUUUUUGGGUCUCUGUCCUUUGAUUGCCUCAGAUGACUAUGUAUACAUACAGUGCCUUGCAAAAGUAUUGAAGUGUUUUGCUGUGUGAGUGUUUUGUAGUCUCUAAACCUCUUAACUCCAUUUUUAGUUUUUAGGUUUUUACCUUAUUUAUAUUGUGUGAACAUUUCAGGAUGGUAGAAAAGGUGUAGAAUUAUUUGGAAUAAAAUCUCACACUAACUUACAUUAAAUGUUAGUUUUAAGGUUUUGGAGAUACAAAGUUUUGUUUUGCUUUGAUUUUAAAAAGUGUGCAGUAGUGUGCAAAAGUCAGAGACCAUCCUUUACCUUUUAUUUAACGUUCUGUUAAGACGGCCAUUCAGUACAAGUUAUUCAUUUUUUGAAAAACAUGUAUUUAACAGAAAAUUUAUACCGAAGCUUCAACAACUGAACUCUUUACCUCUUUCAGCUUCCACUCUUUUCAGGAGACCUUUUUCAGUUUUUCAUAGAAAUCGUCAGGGAUAUUUUUGCACACUUUCGAAGUUCAGUCUUAGAAGUUGGUUUGGUUUUCUGCUUCCAUAAUCCAAAUAAUUUCCAACUUAUUCAGUAACGUAGAGGGUGGACUAUCAGCACCUACUUACUGAUUUGCAAAUGUUCUAUUUUUGUCUAUUUUCUUUUUCAAUAAUGGUUUCUUGACGGCUGACAUCCUUUCAGAUUCAUACCACUGAGCUGUGUUCUCACGGUGGAAGGAUAUAUAAAAAGACCUGAAGCAAGAGUGGGGCUUGAUUUUUCUCUGAUGAAGAUUAAAAGCAUUAAGCACUGUUUAACUGAUGGUGACAGUUUUGGUGGUCUACCCAGUCUUGCACAGUUGUUGGGGGUCCCAUUUUCUUUUUUCUUUUUCUUGUUUUGUCCUUUGUCUCAUUAAAUAUUUUGUUCUAAUAUCCAAUCUCAAAAAUAUCCCCUGAAAAAUGAAUAACUUCUACUUAAUUAGUUUUUUGACUAUAUACCAAAUAAAUGGGGGUGGUCUCUGAAUCUUGCACAGUACUGUAUAAUGCAGGACAUGAAGAUGCAUUUACAAGGCACUAUAAGGCUGCAUUACAGCAAAUGAUGCGCGUCUUUGGGGAUGGAGAUCUUCUGUAGCAAAGGACUCUUUAUCGUCAUGUACGCACUAAGUAAGGUGCUUUUGAUAUGCAUGCUUUCCUCGACUAUCAAUUUAUACUGACCAGUGAGUGAAUGCAUAAUCACGACUAGCAUGGAUGUUAAAGGAAAUGCACUUUAAAA
Pygocentrus nattereri (red-bellied piranha) is the source of this 1893-nucleotide messenger RNA. It is a transcript of the gene fam241a, whose product is annotated as family with sequence similarity 241 member A. The coding region runs from base 69 to 476 and encodes 135 amino acids. The transcript has 2 exons. NCBI's taxonomy places the organism in Eukaryota, Metazoa, Chordata, Actinopteri, Characiformes, Serrasalmidae. The record is from RefSeq and is a predicted model, not a curated record. Gene Ontology annotation, cellular component: intracellular membrane-bounded organelle.